Messenger RNA from Quercus lobata, 2879 nucleotides. Its product is annotated as beta-glucosidase 12-like. The coding region runs from base 1237 to 2745 and encodes 502 amino acids. NCBI's taxonomy places the organism in Eukaryota, Viridiplantae, Streptophyta, Magnoliopsida, Fagales, Fagaceae. Gene Ontology annotation, biological process: carbohydrate metabolic process. The record is from RefSeq and is a predicted model, not a curated record. Gene Ontology annotation, molecular function: beta-glucosidase activity. The transcript has 13 exons.
GAUAACUCCAAAAACAGGGCAAAACUUAAUAAAAAUUUAUAAAGUAAACUAAGCAAAAGGCAAAACAACAAGCAAAUGACCAUCACAGUUCAAAGUCUUAGAGAGAGAGAGAGAGAGAGAGAGAGUCUGAGUCACACCUGUGUACAACUCCUCAAACUCCUCCUCCGACAGAUCGAGGAAGGGAAUGACUUCGUCUCCGUGGACCGCCGUGGGGUCCAGCACUUAGUGAGAUCUGGCGAUCUCCUUCUCCGUCGAUUCCGUUGGUCGUCUCAAGGGAAAAAGUGAGUGACCCAAGGCCAGCCGCAACGGAUCCCAGUUGUCCUUCGUCAUCCAUGCCAAGCGCAUCGCCUCCGAAGCCGCCGUCGUGUCCAAGAAGCUCCUCUGUAGCAUUGGCAAGGCGACGUGGAUCGCCGGCACCACCUUCCUGAUCCUGGCUGUGCCACUCAUCAUUGAGAUGGACCACGACCAACAACUCCCCGAAAUCGAGCUCCAAAAUGCCAGCCUCCUCGGCACCGCUCCCACUCCCAAGUGAGUGUGACACAGAGAGAGACCCAUUUGCUUCUUUCUUUUACAAUCUGAGUUUUCGAAAAGUUCUAGACUUCUUUUAGAGAUAGAGACAGAGAGAGAGUUUUUAAUUUGGGUUUUGUUUGAGGCCUGAUCUGAUUUCAGUAUAUUAGGUUAGGAUUUUUUUAUUGUCUCUUGUUCUGUUACAAUUUUUUUUGGGCUUGAAAGUAGAACAAAUAAAAUUUUUUUUAUUGAGAGUGUUCCUAAAUUUCUUACUGAGGGUGUUCCUAAUUUUUUUUUAAAGGAUAAGCAAAUAAAAAAAAUUUAAUUAAUAUGUAUAAAUUUUUUUUUUUUUUUUUCAGUUCAGGGUGUUCCUGGGAAUACCCUGAACAUAACGUGGCGUCGCCACUGCACUUAAGAGGUGCGUGCUGUAUUAUACCCGUGGUUCCAGGCUGUAAAGUUUCUUAGGAUUAGCUUUUUGUAACAGAGAAAUUUUCUAAAUCUUAUGGAUUUUGAUAGGGAAAAAUGAAAAUCUAUUUAGGAGGAUAUCUAUAAUUGUACGUACAAUGUCAAACAAUCAAUUGAAGGACAGCUAUGAUCACUAUAAAUUAGCCUGUCCUUUUCUUUUUUUAAUUUCGCCUUCUAUUUUUUUCUUUUCUAAAUAAAUUAUAUAUGUAGUGCUCCUCUAUUAAAAAAAAAACCUAGUGCUACACAAAAAAACAGAAAUCAAUUAUGGCUUUUCAAGGCUAUCCAGUCUUGGGCCUUCUAGUUCUUCUUGGCUUAUUGACUAAUGUCAUAGCUGAUUCACCAAAAUUUGACGUUUCUUCAAUCAACCGGACCAGUUUUCCCAGUGAUUUUAUUUUUGGGACAGCAUCAUCGGCUUAUCAGUAUGAAGGUGCAGCACAUGAAGAUGGUAGAGAACCAAGCAUAUGGGACACUCUCACUCAUGAACAUCCAGAAAGGAUAACGGAUGGAAGCACUGGAGAUGUAGCUAACGAUCAAUAUCAUCGUUACAAGGGAGAUGUUCGGAUUAUGAAAAAGAUGGGCUUAGAUGGAUACAGAUUCUCAAUCUCAUGGUCUCGAGUAUUGUCAAAAGGAAAACUAUCUGGGGGUGUCAAUAGGGAAGGAAUCAAAUACUACAACAAACUAAUCAAUAAGCUCCUAGACAGAGGUAUACAUCCCUUUAUUACCCUCUUCCAUUGGGAUCUUCCCCAGGCAUUGGAAGAUGAGUAUGGUGGUUUUUUGAGUCCUCAUAUUGUGGAUGACUUUCAAGAUUAUGCUGAGCUUUGCUUUAAAGAAUUUGGUGAUCGUGUCAAGCAUUGGAUCACACUAAAUGAACCAUGGAGUUACGUCAAUGGUGGUUAUGUUACGGGGCAAUCACCACCAAAUCGAUGUUCUAGUUGCACGGUUGGAGAUUCUGGAACAGAGCCAUAUUUGGUGUCACAUUAUCAGCUUCUUGCUCAUGCAUCCGCUGUCAAAGUGUAUAGGCAAAAGUAUCAGGAAGUACAGAAAGGCAUUAUCGGUAUAUCCCUAAAUGCACCCUGGUUUGUGCCAUUCUCUAACUCGAGGGCCGACCAUGAUGCUACACAAAGAGCCAUUGAUUUCGGUUAUGGAUGGUUUGUGGAUCCCCUAACCAAUGGUGACUAUCCACAUAGCAUGCAAUCUCUAGUUGGCAACCGAUUACCCAAAUUCACAGAAGAGCAAUCCAAGCUUGUAAAAGGAUCAUUUGAUUUUCUUGGGUUAAACUACUAUACUACUAAUUAUGCAGCUGAUGCACCCAAAGCUGAAAAUGCAAGCUACGCUACAGAUAUGCGAACUAAUGUUACUGCUGAGCGUAAUGGGAUUCUCAUCGGUCCACAGGCGGCUUCAUCAUGGCUCCAUGUCUAUCCAAGAGGAAUUCGAGACUUUCUAUUAUACACAAAGACAAAGUACCAUAACCCACUAAUUUUUAUUACUGAGAAUGGCAUUGAUGAGUUCAAUAAUGCUACAUUGUCACUCAAGGAAGCCCUUGUGGACAACUUUAGAAUUGAUUAUUAUUAUCAUCAUCUUCAGUAUCUUCAUAGGGCUAUCAAGGAUGGUGUUAACGUGAAGGGAUAUUUUGCAUGGUCACUAUUGGACAACUUUGAAUGGAAUUCAGGUUACACCGUUCGAUUUGGCAUCAACUUUGUAGAUUACAAAAAUGGAUUGAAAAGAUAUCCCAAGCUUUCAGCCCGUUGGUUUAAGAGAUUCCUCAAGCCAUAAGAUGACAAAUUAAUGACUAUGCUCAUGUUGAACUACAUACUAGAGAAGACUAUAAGAUCAUUUCUUUUCUAUUUUAUGUUCUUUAAAUAAUGUAUCUAUUUUCUUCUCCAAAAUUUAAAAAAAAAAAAAAGAGU